Messenger RNA from Chaetomium fimeti, 1820 nucleotides. RefSeq lists its product as uncharacterized. The transcript is spliced from 3 exons. The record is from RefSeq and is a predicted model, not a curated record. Gene Ontology annotation, cellular component: membrane. Lineage: Eukaryota; Fungi; Ascomycota; Sordariomycetes; Sordariales; Chaetomiaceae. Bases 203 to 1642 code for a protein of 479 amino acids.
ACAAGGCCAUUCUUGCUGGGCUUUGAUAAGUAACGCUCCUGCGUGGUGAUGUCCCAAAGGCAUCCCCAGAUACCAUCACACGAUGCAGAAACUUUGAGAAACUUACACGGUCAUCUCUGACAGCGGCAUUAUUGCUCGUCUCCGAGCCCUGCCCCAUCUAGAUACAGCCAACUACAGCUCAGGAGUCGUGUCCGAACCUGCGAUGGCGUCCGAGACGAGCCUCUUUCCCCUUAAGCCGACACUCCAGCUGCCGAGCAAACGGAACAGCCAUGAGACUAACAGUCGGCGACGGCCGACCAACCUGCUCUGUCUCGCCUCACUCUGCCUGGUCAGUCUCAUAACCAGCCUCGGUGACAUCACGCAUCUCACCUCUACCGCACUAACAUCCAUCGAAGAGAGCUCGCCCAUCCCUCCCAUAAUCUACACCACCCUCCCAACCACCAUCGGCACCAUCCUCGCCGCGGCCUUCCUCCCCCCACUCACACAACUCACUCAACCCCCAACCCAACUCACCCAAUCUACCAAACAGCAUUCCCCCUUCCCCGAGCUCAGACUUGCCCUCCCCGCCCUCCUCGCCCUCACAACCCUAGCCAGCACCAUCCUCCGCAUCCUAGCCACCGCCCCGCUACACACCCUCACCUUACAAAACCCGCCGCAAAACAUCACCUUCAUCACCACUGUCAUGGCCCACCUGCUGCAGGGAUUCGCUGGUGGCUGCAGCCUGGCGCUGGCCAUGGUCCUGUCAGGUGGCGGAGCGCAGUUGCGUGCGGUGUGCGCUUGCGGGGCGUUGGGGGCGGUGUUUAGGGCCGUUGCUGGUGGGAUGGAUGGUGUUUGUGAGGUAGAUGGCGGAGGAAAGUUAGCCGGGUGGGCGGGGUGGUGGUUGUUGGUGGGGGAGGUGGUGCUGGCAUUUACGGCGGCGGGGGGGUUGGUUCUUCCUGGCUGUGUGAGAUGGGGCGGAGAGGAGGAGGGAGGGGACGAGGGAGGGGGAGUUAGGCCUGAGAUAGGACUGCCGGUGGCUGGUGGCGGUGGUGGUUACCCGCCGCCGGCGAGCCGCGCGACCAUCUUCGGUGCCCUGUUCGCUUUUGCCUACUACGCCGCAGCCGCGGCCAUCCCAGGCGGGCUCGAUUUGUUGGUUAGCUACGGACGGAGCUACACCAUCGAGCAGUCCCUGACUGUCUUCACAACCGCGUCCUUGUGGGCGGGGAUCGCCGUCGGUCGGUUUGUAGCUCUUCCGUGGGAUGGGCUCAUCCGGCCGAAGCAGGGGGUCCGUCGAGCGGUGCUAGCCGCUGGCGGUUUCCUAAUUGUUUUCUGGCUUUCGCCGAAUCCGUCAAGGAACACCGCAGUAGCUGCUGGUCUGGUUGGUGCCGUGCUGGGCCCAGUCUAUCCGUGUGUGGUUGGUACGGUGAUGCGUGAACUGGGACAGGACGAGAUGCUGAGCGCCAUAGGUAUAAUUGUGGCAUUCGGACACUCGGGGAUGGUGACUGCUCUGUUGACAACCCAGUUAGCUGCGUACGUGGACGCCCCUGUAGUCCUGUACCUAGUUAUUGUCACGCUCUUUGGGUGCAUGUUGGUAUGCUGGGAGGCCUUAACGGAGAAGGGUGAUGGAGGAGUUGUUUCUGAUUUCCGGGAUGAUGUUUGGUGAUUGUGGGAGAUUUCUUUCUGAGUUGGACUGGAGUUGCGUAAAUGAGGUGUUGCGUUUCAUCAUCCUUGACGCUGAGCUUGCCGGCGACGAUGUUCUUGAUGGUGUUGUGGAUAUCGGAGAAGUCGUCGAACGUGGUGAAGGGCACAUUCUCAUUCUCGCAGAAGGUGACAAGGUCUGG